AUGAGCGCCGUCCGCUUCAUGCUGGAUCGCGAGCAUCCCCGCCUGCCUCCCAAGCAAGGCGACUCGAACUUGUACGUCCUCGGCGAGCUCAGCGGCCACAAUGUUGUCCUCGCGUGCCUUCCCGGCAUCCAGGGAAAAGGCGCCGCUGCGACCGUCGCCACGAACUUGGCUCGCACUUUCCCCUCCGUCCAGUGGCGAUUUCUCGUCGGUAUCGGAGGACACGUGCCCAGCGACAAGCAUGACAUCCGCCUGGGCGAUGUGGUGAUCAGCAUGCCCGAAGGCCAAUAUGGCGACAUGGUCCAAUACGACCUAGGAAGGGAUACCGAGGACAACUUCCAGCUGAAAGGAUUCCUGUUGCCUCCCCCAGCGAUGUUGAGGGGCGCUGUCGAGCUGAUGCAGUCCGACCACCUGAUGGCGGAUAACAAGGUGGUUGCGCCCUUCUCAUCCGAACAAUGUCCGGGUCAGAGUACUUUAGAUCAUCUUUUGUAUGUCGAUGAAGAGUGGAUAACUCUAGAUGGCAAGAAAUGUCUUUGGCUACCAGCGGAUUACAGGACUUCUAAAGUAGCCGUGUACGGUACUAAGGUGGCACUGGGACAUUGGUUUGGUGGACUAACAUUCUUGGAAGUGAAAUUUACAUAA
This is a messenger RNA of Metarhizium acridum CQMa 102, 639 nucleotides long. The record is from RefSeq and is a predicted model, not a curated record. NCBI's taxonomy places the organism in Eukaryota, Fungi, Ascomycota, Sordariomycetes, Hypocreales, Clavicipitaceae.